Messenger RNA from Ooceraea biroi (clonal raider ant), 2200 nucleotides. RefSeq names its product TBC1 domain family member whacked (gene wkd). Gene Ontology annotation, molecular function: GTPase activator activity; small GTPase binding. Gene Ontology annotation, biological process: regulation of GTPase activity. The record is from RefSeq and is a predicted model, not a curated record. NCBI's taxonomy places the organism in Eukaryota, Metazoa, Arthropoda, Insecta, Hymenoptera, Formicidae.
CAAAGGGGAACCGCCCAUUCGCCCGCGCAUCUCGCGACGCUUGCGUUCGGCUGUACGAAAAAAAUGUUUGGGAUCAGCGCGUACGCGUGUGUCGCUCCAUGUGUCUCUUCGCGGAAGACAAAGGGGGAGGAAAAAAAAGCAAAUCCCGUGUUGUUUCGGGCAGGCUUCCCUCGUGACGUAGGGAUGCGACGCGGAGGGUAUCUGUGAUCAGAGUCGGUCGCAAAACUGUACUUCGCCUGUGCUUCCUGCAUAUUUAUGAGACGGGAAAUAGGGCUCGGUAGUUCUCUCCGCGUGGACAUUAACUACCGGAUAAACUCUCAAUUACAAAGUAGGCGUAAAUAUGCGCGCUGCGGUAUGCGACGCGCGAUGAAGCAACAGCGAGAUAUACCUUCUUGAAUUGCUGGACGCGCGUCACGCGUCUGCGGAUCUGGUAAAUGUUCAGAUAACCGGAUAACGGAACUAUCCUGAAGUAUCGUCCGCUCGGGAUGUUGGUGCGCGUUGUGCGAAAUGCUGGUGUAACAUGUAACGUGGGGACGUCGCUUUACGACAAUUCAUAGUGUUAUUCGCACAUUGUGAAUCACAAGGACCGUACAUAUAAAUAGAAAGAUGUGAUGGCUGCCUCGGCUACAUCUCGCAACGACGAGGAGGAGUUGAACGGAGAGACGGAGUCGGAGGUCAGUAGCAUAUACCAGUGUGGCUCGGUAAUCUCCACUGUGCCCGAUCGUCAUGGGUUCCUGGGUGGUUCGCAGUACAGUCCCGAAAGGAAGCAGGCGAUACCGCCUGAUGUGAUCCUGCGGAGGGAGAGGAAAUGGAUACAGAUGCUGAACAAUUGGAAUCUCUUCAUGACCACGAAUUAUCGGAAGGUGCGCGAGCGAUGUCGCAAGGGUAUACCGCCGUCCGUGAGGCUGCGCGCCUGGCUGAACCUCUGCGGCGGUCAGCUUCUGAUGAACGAGAACCCGAACAUGUACGAGGAACUGAUCAAGCUACCGGGCGAUCCUAAGUACGUAGAGGACAUCAAGAAGGACCUCCAUCGGCAGUUUCCGCAUCACGAGAUGUUCGUCGAGAACGCGCCCGGUCAGCAGGAGCUCUUCCAGGUGCUCAAGGCAUAUUCGAUCGUCAACAGCAAAGUGGGUUACUGCCAGGCCCAGGCACCCAUCGCCGCGUUCCUGUUGAUGCACAUGCCAGCGGUGCAGGCGUUCUGGUGUCUCGUCGCGAUAUGCGACAAGUAUCUCAGCGGCUAUUACAGCCAAGGCAUGGAGACGCUGCUACGCGACGGCGACAUUCUGUUCGCGCUUCUGAAAAGAGUCUCACCGGUCGCGUACAAACAUCUAAAAAAGCAGAAGAUGGAGCCGAUCCUGUACAUGACGGAGUGGUUCCUGUGCGUUUACACGCGCACGCUGCCGUGGGAGAGCAUCCUGCGCGUGUGGGACAUGUUUCUCUGCGAAGGCGUGAAAGUGAUCUUCAAAGUGGGUUUAGUACUGUUGAAAGGUAGUCUGGGUCGUUCAUCUCUCGCCAAACGCUGCCCGACGACGUACGAGACUCUCCAAGUCCUAAGGAACCCGCCUCAACAUAUCAUGGAAGAGGAAGCUUUGAUCUAUCAGAUUCAGAGGUUGAAUCUGAGCGAGGAGGACUUCGAGUACGAGCAUCAGAGGCAAAUACUGAAGAGGAAAGCGGCGGAGAAAGAAACUGCCAAUCGAACUGACUGAUGAUUAAGUAGAUAAACGGAAAUACGGGGCGGAACGUAUCUAACUUAUGAUGUCCCAAAGUGUGCCUUCCCUUCCGUUCUUCUGGUAAUGUACAGAUUUGGUGAUUUGUACAUUUAGAGUUUCUUCAUACAGAAAGAGGAAAGAGAAAUAUGUUAUACGAAAAACGGGUAGUUACGUACACUCGCAAAGUAGAAAGUAGUUCAUAUUCAUAACUUUGCGCGCGUACGCGCCACAUACAUUCACAUUCACAUUCCCCAAUCAACUGGCAAGCAUUAUUUAUCACUACUUCCUCUUUAUCACUUUAAUAUGCGCAUUAUAGAAAGAGAAACAUUCGUACAUAGUGCUAUUUAACGGUAUUUUCUCAUCGUAUUUCUCUUCGUAGUUACUCGAUAUGACUCUCUUCGUGGUUAAUACUAUUAAUAUUUAUGUACAAAAAUUUAUCGCAUUUUUCAAAUAAAGUACACUAUAUGACAAUGUUAUAUAUACUAAAUAAA